Toxoplasma gondii ME49 is the source of this 1991-nucleotide messenger RNA. RefSeq names its product ribosomal protein RPL24 (gene RPL24). Bases 124 to 999 code for a protein of 291 amino acids. Gene Ontology annotation, cellular component: cytosolic large ribosomal subunit. NCBI's taxonomy places the organism in Eukaryota, Apicomplexa, Conoidasida, Eucoccidiorida, Sarcocystidae. Gene Ontology annotation, molecular function: structural constituent of ribosome; mRNA binding. The transcript has 5 exons. Gene Ontology annotation, biological process: cytoplasmic translation. The record is from RefSeq and is a predicted model, not a curated record.
ACUUAAUCUAUCGUCAAAAGAGGUGGAUAGUGCGUGCGCGGGUUUCAAGCGUCGCAGCCAAGGCGGGUGAAAGUCCUCCCAUCACAUGGCAAAUGACGGAGUCCACGAGCACUCACCUGAAUCAUGCUGCGGUUCCCCCCGCCCCCCCCCCCCCCUUCUUUUUUGUCCCUCAAGUUGAAAGAGAGAGAAACGGCUGCUUUCUUAGGCUGCGCUGCAAGGGUAACUUUUCGCAGCUCCUUCAUGCCUUGCCUCAGCUUUUCACUGGUUCAAACUUUUGGAAGAUUCUCGGUUUCUCCCGAUCGAAAACACGGUGUUCUCUACAGCCUGGGGAAAUACGCGCAAUCUGAACAGCCCGCGGCGCCCUGCAACGAUUCGCCCAGAUCUCCUUUUCUCUCUUGGCUACUCGCGAAAAGUCCAGGGCUUCGGGUCUGGAGGAAAACAACAAAAAUCUCUUCUGUCCCGCCGCAGGUCGUGUCUCUUCGCUUCCUUCGCCUGUACACGCUGCCCGCCACUCCUGGCUGUACGAUCAAAAUGUCGGCGGUCAAAACCACCAUCAAGACGGACAUGUGCUCCUUCUCGGAGUACCGUAUUUACCCUGGUCGCGGACAGCGCUUUGUGGCGAAGGACGGCAAGGUCCACACCUUCAUCCACCGCAAGGAGGCCAGCCUCUUCCGACAGAAGAUCAAGCCCGUGAAGCUCCACUGGACUCUCGUGUGGCGCCGCAUGAACAAGAAGGGUGGAAAGGACGCAGUCAACAAGCGCCGCAGCAGAAAGGCUACCAAGACUGUUCAGAAGGCUAUUGUCGGUCUGUCUCUGGAGGACAUCAAACGCACCCGCGCUCAGAAGCCUGAGACAAAGGCGAAGAGUGCCACCGCCGUAAAGGAUGCCAAGGAGAAGUCGAAGAAGUCGAAGGCUGCCGGUGUUCGCCCUCAGAGCGGACCUGCCCAGAAGGUGCAGAUCCCGAAGCAGCAGAAGCAAGCCACGCGGGGACGGAAAUAGAGGGUGAAGAGAGAAGAAGUACUGGAGGCGGCCCUGGUCGUGUAGCGGGUGUGGGUGUGCACGUUUAGAAUUUGGAAGUCGAUGGUUUCCUCUCUCUUGCUGAGGGUGAAGAGUGGAAGCGUCGUCUGCGUCGUCCGCGCUGGGUUGGAGAGAGGAAAUGCUCCUCGAUAGCGGGAUCCCUCGCUUCCCAUCCUUCAACCGGUGACAAAUGUAUGUGCUGGUGCCUCGCCAGACUUUCCAUCCUUGCCUCAUUAUUCUGUUCCUCGCUUCGUCUAUCAAGACGCGUGAGUGCCAUAAAGUGUCAAGGAAAGAGCCGAGGCGUGACGCUGGAAACCGCUGAGAAACCGUCACAGCCACGUCAUCGUUCACGACACUUGGCCGCGUUCUCAUCGCUUGGCUUUCGCUACCUCACACCAUGAUAAAACACUGCGGUAAACUGUCUCAGGCCAGUGGCAGCAGAUGACCGUAUUGCUUAUGGUUCAAGUGGCGACGGUGAGUAGGCGAUUCGUCACUGGUAACAGUAGACAAGCGAGUUGAAUCGGCAUGAUAAGUUUAUCAAGCAGCUGUGUACGAGUUGAGAAAAUUCUCUACAGUUUGUCAAUUUCUGUAGGCAAAUGAGAAGCUGAGUUCAUCCUGUAGACAACUGCGCGGGCCCGGCUUUAGUAGAUAUGCCUGCUCUUACAGUUUCCUUCGUGGGCUCUCACACGCAAUGCAUUCACGCACAGUCUCUCGCUUGCAAUACAACGACAGCAACAUCAACUGCACGGACAAAGGUGUCACUUUUCUGUAACGGAUGGAUGAUCUUUGCGUUUCCGUCUUCUACGCCAGAUCUUGGCUGUCUGCCGGUGCACGUUCCAAAAACAGCCGUCCCGAAGAAUGCCUCAUCGCAGGCAUCGUUCUCAAAAAAUCUUCGAAAGCAGCAAGCAACCCCCGUGGCAUGUCUUUGCAGCCUUCUAUCCGUACUAGUUGCCGUAUGUGGUCCCCAGUUCGAC